CCAUCGCUGUCGGUCUCUUCCCUCCCCCCAACCCCCGCCCUGCCCCCCCUCCCCCUGUCCCGCAGCAAGUUCUCAACAUGCCGUGUGUUGACGACUGGGUCAACGACCCUCUAGGUGCCGUGCAGGGUAUUUUUGUUCAGAAUGGUGCCGGUGGUGAAUGGGAGAAAAAAGUGAUUGAAUAUUUCAGAGAAAAGCUAAAAGAGACGACUGCAUCAAGUUGGGUGCCCUCCUUGAAUGAUGUUCCACUGCAUUACUUGAAGCCAAAUAGUUUGGUCAAAUUCCGCUGUAUGAUCCAGGAUAUGUUUGAUCCAGAGUUUUAUAUGGGAAUUUAUGAAACUGUGGAGACAUCUGCCAAAUCUAGAGUUCUACGUUUUGGAAAAUAUAAAGAUGUUGCUGAGUGUGGACUCCAACAAGAGGUUGCCUUAAACUCUGCCAAAUGUGUCACACUGGAGAGACAGACAUUUUACUGCAUUCCAGUGCCUGGAGAGUCAGAAUGGGUCAAAGAAGCCUAUGCCAGUGCCAGUCAAGCACGUGGUAACCCUUCUACGUCCUAUACUCCAAGUCGACACAAAAGGAGUUAUGAGGAGGAUGAAGACAUGGAAAUGCAUCCUCACAAAUUAAAGGAGCAAUGUUCAGGUGCUGGCUGCAGUGGAUCACAAGCCUGUGGCGAUGCUAAGCGCCUUGAAAAGGAAGCACCAGGUGCACACCAGAAUUUGCCUAACUGCACUACAUCAAUUGAUCUCAACUUCCCAUUACCUGGGGAGAAAGGCCCUGCAUGUCUUGUUAAGAUCUAUGAGGACUGGGAUAAUUUCAAAGUAAAUGACGUGCUGGAGGUUUAUGGGAUUUUAUCAGUGGAUCCAGCACUUGGUGUAAUAAAUGAUGAGAGUACGAAGGAUGGUUCAUCAAUUCUGGAUCCAAUUGAAUGUAUGGACACUAUGGAGGAGCAGCGUGUUCACAGUCCUCCACCUUCAUUGGUUCCAAGGCUUCAUGCCAUUGUGACUCUCAAACUGCAGCAUGUCAAUCCUUUCCUUCCUACCACCCUGAAGGAUAAAGAAAGCAAGGAUUCUAUCACAAACAUUCUGCCUGAUUUGUCAACAGUCAGAGCAGAGUUGCUUGGAUUCCUGACACACAUGUUACUGGGAGACGGUCUAGCUGCUGAAUAUCUUCUACUGCACUUCAUAUCUACAGUAUACUCGCGGCGUGACAUUCUACCACUGGGUAAAUUCACAGUAAAUCUCAGUGGCUGCCCAAGGAAUAACUCGUACACAAAGUGUCUUCACAGGACCAUUCAGCAGCUGGUUCCCUCAUCCUAUUGUCUACCCAUGACUCUCAACAACAUGAACACCCUACAGUUUAUCCCACAUAAAGACUACACUGCAAACCGCCUUGUUACUGGAGUACUGCAGCUGGCCAGUAAUACUUCACUCAUGUUAGAUGAGACGUUAUUGGAACAAGGGCAGCUGGAUGCUACAGGUGUCCGAAAUGUGACAGCACUUGGUAAUUUGAUUACCUGGCAGAAGGUGGACUAUGACUUCAACUACCACCAGAUGGAAUUCCCUUGCAAUAUUAAUGUACUCAUCACUUCUGAAGGAAGAUCUCUCUUACCGUCUGACUGCCAAGUCCAUCUACAGCCUCAGAUGAUUCCUGCCAACAUUGACGAGUAUAUGACUAACUUGCAAACAGCUGUAGUGCCAUCCAUGCUCAAGAAAUUUCGCAUAUAUCUGAGUUUACUGAAACUGAUGGACUACAGUAUAUCAGAUGAUGUGACCAAGGCAGUGGAAGAAGAUUUUGUGGAGAUGAGGAAGAGUGAUCCUCGGAGCAUAACUGCAGAAGACCUCCAUCAGUUGCUUGUUGUCGCAAGGUUGGUGUCACUGAGUGCUGGCCAUGUGACCUUAUCACGAGAGAGAUGGCAGCGAGCAAAGCAGUUGGAGGUUCUACGCAAAAGCAGGCUGCAGCAGCAAACCCAUGUAAAUGGCAAUGAACCUUAAUGAUGGACAGUCUUUAAAAUUCAAGAGAUUAUCGAACAUGCAUCAGUGGGCUUUAUUUAAAUUUGAAGAACUUACAUUCCUUCUCAGCCCACCUGCCAAAUCAUCUGUCAUCAGGUUGAGGAAAAACAAGUUUUUCCCCUCUUUAUAGAUCAUUUGUAUCAGAUUUUCUUACAGAAAUUUCUUAAAUCUAAAUUCUACUUUAUUUCUAAUUUGUGUUGCUUGAACUGCAUUUUAGUUGAAUGCAUCCAUUUGUGAAAAUAUCUUCUACAUUCCUCUACCAUAUAAUUCUCAAAUACAAACUAUUUUUGUAAUUUUGUAAACUACAUUUGCAUAACAUUGUACUCGUUUAAAAAUUGCCUUUUUUUUAAAAAAGUGAACUAUGAAGAUUUCAACAGCUCUUACAUUAUUUCUCUCUUCUUGAAAUGAUUAAUCUCAUUGUGAGACAGGGAUGAAGUUCUAGUAAUGUCUGAAUAUCCAGAUCUAAACUUGUACAGGGACAUUGGAACAAACAGUCAAUCAGUUUGUUUACAUCACAGAUUUAACAUGGACAACUUUUUGUUUGAUCAGACGGGCUAACUUCUAACACUGAAGCGUUCCCUUAUUUAUCACUUUUUUGAUAUUAGUGCUCAGAGUUUACUGGGUAUUUAAAUUACGUAGAAGCUGCCUUCAAACCAUAACUGUAUUUUUGCAUCUAUUUGAAAAUAUGUUUCUUAAUUCAGUGAAGUGUCGACCAGCAAUUUAUACUAAUUGCAAAUCAAACGUGCAAUUUGGCACAUCUGAUGCAGUGGGAUAGAACUCCUGAUGGGGCAGAUGGGCUGAAAUGGCCUUCCCUUUGUCCAUUCUUUGACCUUAUUCAAUUAUGUAGAAUAUGUGCAUCUGGUAACAAGUGAAGUUAAAUUAGUAGUUUGUAGACUUGUGUAUGAAUAAGCCAGGUUGUAUCAUUUGGUUCAAAUUAAGCCUGCUCUGACAGGCUUAAACUUUGGAGCAGCCUUAAACAUUUUGACCAUUUGAUUCAAUUGGUGUAUAAAUACACCCAUUUUUUCACUUUUAAUCUGAGUUGGUGGAUUAUGAGAAAAGGCAGUGCAUUAUCAGUUAGAACUACUCCAUGGUAUAAUUUUUCACCACUUGGUUGUAGUUUAUAUGCUAGAUCAGGAUUAGUUGCACCUGAACAAAUCAUUUUUAAAGUACCUUAAACAUUCUGUAUUAGUGGAUUGGAUGGUUAAGAUUAACUUAAAAAAAUACAGCAUGCCAGUUGUCAGGAAUUCAGGUUAAGGAAGUCAUUGCAGGACAGUAGAACCUAUCUUCUAUGCCCACUGGCAGCAUGGACUACUCCCAGGAUUGAUACUCAAUUUUCCUGUGCUUUGCCCCAACAUUGUGAUUUAUUUCAAACCCUGAACAGCUUCCAUUCACCAGUGCAAGACUGUAAAUCUGGAGCAAUUUUAAGUAGCUUGGUUACCUUGAACUAGGAACUGUAUUAGAAAUGUCCAAACUUCAAUAAUAACGGGCCCUUACAGCUCACAGUGAAGGAGAGUAAAUCAAGCACAACUGGCUUCAUGCAAAGGUCUGUAGAGACCAGUUUCAUCAUCUCACAUUGAUGUGCUUCCCAACUCUUAAACCUGUUGUGUAUUUAAUGUAUUUUUAUAGCAGAUGGACUAAACUUCAAUAUCAAUUGAAUUGGAACUUUUCCAGCUGAUGACAGCCAAGUUCCAAUUUAACUUUUUUAAAAUAUGCAUGGAGUCAGUUUUACAUUCGCCUAAUGGAAAAUAUUGGUUUUGGGGAACUGAAUUUAGGCAUUAAGUAUUCUGGUACAGUUAGAGAUAGUGUUCAUCCAUCUUUUCUCGGUGUCAACAAUAUCCCUUAAGCGCCUUUCUCCGGAACCUGUACAAUGUACUGAAGCAAAGCAUAUUACAGUUGUGCCUUCCUGACCCUUUUCAGCAAGCAGCUGUUAUUUAAUAGUAAGUGAAGUCACGAAUUACAUCAAGAAACUUUAAAAGCAUUACUGCAUUUGAGGAUUAAUUGGCAUGGUGCGCAAAACAGAUUUAGUAAACACCAAAGCUUUGAAGCCUUACAUCCAGAGAAUUCAAGGUAAAGUUAAUGUAUCGAGCAUUUUUCCCCAAAAGUGUUUACUGAAAAUUCCAAAUGAUUCCAUCUUUAAAAGAGCAGUUUUUUUGUGUUGUAAUGGCUUUGCUCAAGAAACUCUCAUUUGCGCUCAAGGUGCUUUCCUUGAUUGUUUUGCCCCCAAGGUUUCCAGUGUUCCAUUUAACAAAGUAAUAUGGUUGAAUAAAGUCAGUCUUUGUUACCUUUUCAAAUAUACUGACUUCUGGAUUUGGUUGGUUUGGAGUUCAGAGCGGUUGUUAAUAAUUUUGAUUAAUUCAGAAGAGUUGGUACAGAAACAGAUUGCCUUUUGCAUUAUGAUUUUGAGUACUGUGUUCCUGAAUUUAAAAAAAAAAACAUUUGAGCUGACUUUGGUACAUAGUUACUUAAGAGAUGCACUGCCAUUUUUUUUUUAAGUUUCUGCUAUUCUCAAAUAAUUCUGCGACAUUGUUAAAAUUUUGGAUAGUUCCAGGUUUCUCUCAAAAACACGUGUAAUUAAAGGGUGGGAUAAAUCUGCAUUUUCAGCAAAGAAUUGUGAGGCAAGUGAUUUUUUUUCCAUGUGAUCUUUGAAGAUUUCUGUACAGUGAUCAUCAGGGAUAUUUACUGUAAAUUACUGUUUCUUAAACAAAUUAAAAGCUACUUUUUUUAAACUUU
This is a messenger RNA of Rhincodon typus (whale shark), 4736 nucleotides long. RefSeq names its product minichromosome maintenance complex binding protein (gene mcmbp). The transcript is spliced from 16 exons. NCBI's taxonomy places the organism in Eukaryota, Metazoa, Chordata, Chondrichthyes, Orectolobiformes, Rhincodontidae. The record is from RefSeq and is a predicted model, not a curated record. Gene Ontology annotation, molecular function: chromatin binding. Bases 78 to 1988 code for a protein of 636 amino acids. Gene Ontology annotation, biological process: DNA-templated DNA replication.